UGGCGGCAGAGCCGGCUGCGCGUCUGCCGCCGAUGCCCUUCCCUCAUGGCGGCGUCGGACCGGCCGCCUGCGCAGGACUGCCGUACGUCUUCCCCCGUCGCCGCGUUGCCUCUCCGUCCUCUCCUCCGCAGCUUCCCAACCGUUCCCCUCUCAACUCUCGACCUCUCCUCUCUACGUGGAACACCAUGACCGUCGCCGCCGAGGUCGACGCAUCCCCUGACGGAGAGGAGAGGAGGAAGCAAGCUUGCAAUCGCACAACCAUCUAUCGAUUUCUCCCUUCCUUCUCUUUCUUCUUUCUUUCUUUCGUUUCCCCCUCUCACAUGUCAGGUUAUUUUUUCUCCUCAUCCUCUCCGGAUGAUUUCACUUUUGCUCGAAAUCUCUCAGGUUGUUGUUGUGUUGAAGGUGGCGAAGGGGGAAACUUUGGUGGUGGUGGUGGCCGGAGUGGAGGAUGGCGGCAGCGGUGGCGAUGCCCGAUGCGGAGCGGCAGCGGCAGUGACGGCAGCGGGUACGACAAGGCCGGGAUGGACUCCGGCAAGUACGUGCACUACACGCCGGGUCAGGUGGAGGCGCUGGAGCGGGUGUACGCCGAGUGCCCCAAGCCCAGAUUCUCUCGCCGCCAGCAGUUACUCUGCGAGUUAUCCAUCCUCGCCAACAUCGAGCCCAAGCAGAAGAUCAAGGUCUGGUUCCCAAAACAGAAGCCUACAAAUGUUUGACAAGAAGAGGAUGAAAGAGUGACAUAGGCGAGCUCUGUAGCAUAUAUAGAAUGUUUGCUAUCCACUGGUACAUCUUUAACCCGAGCCUACCUACUGUAUAGAUGUGUUUAGUACGUGCUUACUAUGCUUAAUUUUGGGGAUAAUAUAGUACGACGUGUAAGAAAAUUCAGAACUAUGUUGUAUGCUCUAGCUGAAUUUGUUUACUUCCUACAAAAAAAUGGAUGAACUACUGAUCCAGUUCAUGUUGUGAUCCUCCUCCAAGGAGUUUUUUUUU
Oryza sativa Japonica Group (Japanese rice) is the source of this 987-nucleotide messenger RNA. RefSeq lists its product as uncharacterized. Lineage: Eukaryota; Viridiplantae; Streptophyta; Magnoliopsida; Poales; Poaceae. The record is from RefSeq and is a predicted model, not a curated record.